This is a messenger RNA of Episyrphus balteatus (marmalade hoverfly), 2135 nucleotides long. RefSeq lists its product as uncharacterized. The record is from RefSeq and is a predicted model, not a curated record. Lineage: Eukaryota; Metazoa; Arthropoda; Insecta; Diptera; Syrphidae. Bases 84 to 1961 code for a protein of 625 amino acids. The transcript is spliced from 8 exons.
CUGCUCAAUUUGAUAAUUGAAACCGGCUUAAACAAUAAUCUAAAAUAAUAUAAUUAAAAUAUUUAUCAUAAUAUAAUAAAGUCAUGUUUCGUUCGGCAAAAAGUAAAUUUGAUUUGGGAGAAUUAACAAGAAAAAUAAAACGAACAGUUGACGGGAGCAUUUCCUAUCGGAAACUAUUCAUUCUUCUCCUCUGUUUAGCAGUAUUUUUUUAUAUUGUGCCACCUGUAUUUAGAUAUCUAUUUAGUAGUAAACCUCAAGCAAAAGAUCCUCUUGUAAGAUGCAUGGACGACAGAUUGACACCAUUCUUCAUACAGAGUUUGGAAUACAAUGCAAACAUUAGACACAUUCCAUUCUUACCUGAGGAAAAUAACUUUAUUCCUUACAUUGGCAAUGGUUAUUUCGGUGUAGAAGUCUCCAACGAUGCGUCAGUGCGGAUUAAAUCUGGCCGAUCAAUGCAAUUGCCUGUGCCGUUGCAUCCUAUAAUCUCAUUAUCGCCAACAAAUGGCAUCUUUCGUGAGGCUACUGUUGUUGAAUAUCAAAGUGGAAUUGUUCAUAGAUUUCAAUGUUUUCAAGAUUAUUUUGGCUCCUACAAAUAUUAUGCGCACAGAACUUUUCCGGAAAUUUUAGUCCAAGAAAUACAAAUAACAAAUACUCGUAAUCAAAUAUUUGACGUGGACUUGGUAUUGCCUCGUUCGAGUUUUCAAUCGCCUGUUACCAGAGUUAUCAGCAUUAAAUCGGCACGAGACUCCUCACCAACAGAAUAUGAUGUUGUGAGUGCGGCAAUAAAUUUAAAGGACAAAAAUAACAACAUUAUUGUUGUUUCCAUAGUUCAUAAGAAAAUAUCUCCAAAAUUGACGCUAAAAAAACGAGGCAUUACAAAGUUAGACCUGCUAAUGGCUAUCCAUUACACAAAACUAAUUGCAAGUAAUAAAUUUGGCGAAGCAAAAGAUGAAAACGAAAAACUAGCAAUCGCUUCGAUUACAAUGGCUGCACAGAAAGUUGAAUCAGGACAGGAUUCAUUAGUAGCUUAUAAUGAGUUCCGCAAGCAACACAUACGAGUUUGGAAUGAUUUGUGGGCGACUGGUUUCUCAAUUAGUACAUCAAAAGCUGAAAAAAGUAUUAAUGGUGAUCGAAUUAAUGCUACUAUUUAUGCGGUAUUGUCGCAGGUGCGAAGUUAUGAACUUGAAGAAAUUGUUUCUCUACAAAGAAAGCAAGACAUAGCUAAGGCUCUGUCAUAUGCUGAAGGAUGCUAUGACAGUUAUCAUACUCUGCAAGCAGAAAAUUUGUGGUUAGGCAUGGACAGUAUCGAUAAUCUCAACAGUUUGGUCUCAUCGUGGAUGCUUACUCUGGAAAAACAGGGAUGUCAUAAUCUAAUCCGAGCAGGUGCUAGUGGUGUCAUCCAAGCUAUGGUGCUAAGUUUCGGAAGUCUCCGUUUCAGCAAUCAGCAUUUGGAAUUCAACAUCCAUCCGAAAUUCUUGCACAGGGAUUUUAAUUUCAGACGGUUAAAUUAUGGCAACAAGACACACGUUAAUGUGACUGUUACUGUGACUGAAGACAAUAAAGCCGUCAUAAAUAUAGCACUAGAUAGAUCUGAUCGGAGUUAUUAUGCCUGUGAUGCUGGUUGUUUGGACGAACCUGUAUUACUCGGUCAAAGCAGAAAACAAUUCCCAGUUAAAUUGACCGAACCUAUAACAGCGAUUCUGUACAUUACAGCCGAUAAGCAACAUAUGGAGGAACUCCAUAAAGCAAUACAUGUCAAAGAAGUGGCAGAAGCUCCCGCCCAUGAGCAUCAUGUCAUAGCCCUGCAUAAACACGGUCAUCAUUUAGGUGGCCUACCAACAUUAUUUUGGGUAUCAAUAUGUGCAAUAAUAGUCGUUUUCCAUAUAUUCCUGUGUAAGCUUAUUAUAAAAGAAUAUUGUGAACCAUCCGAUAAGCUACGAUAUCGAUACAAUAAACCGUGAUUUUAGGUGAAUAAUAAAUUUAGAAAAAAAUGCAAAAAAUAAAAAAAAUAUUAUUUGUAAAUUUGUUUAGCCUUAAAUUAUAUAAAUGUGCGUAUAUGUUGUUAGAGAAUGAUUAAGACUUAGGAAAAAGGGUUUCGCGAAUUCCUAAAUGAAAAUAUUAAAUAAAAUCGAUUA